This is a messenger RNA of Colletotrichum truncatum, 546 nucleotides long. RefSeq names its product phosphatidylglycerol phosphatidylinositol transfer protein. The record is from RefSeq and is a predicted model, not a curated record. Gene Ontology annotation, biological process: intracellular sterol transport. Gene Ontology annotation, molecular function: sterol binding. NCBI's taxonomy places the organism in Eukaryota, Fungi, Ascomycota, Sordariomycetes, Glomerellales, Glomerellaceae.
AUGAGGUUCGCCACGGCUGUCAUCGCCUUCCUCUCCGCCGGUCUCGCACCGGCUGGUGCCAGCGUUCUCGUCCAGAGGGACCAAUCCGUCAUCGUUAACGACGGCCUCAAGGUCCCCGGUGACUCUCCCCUUGAGCUUUGCGAUAAGGAUCACAACAGCGACAUUGUCAAGAUCGACAGCGUUGACCUUUCUCCCAACCCUCCUCAGGCUGGCAAGGAGCUUGUCAUCAAAGCUUCCGGCACCGUCAAGGAGAACAUCGAGCAGGGCGCCUACGUCCUCCUGCAGGUCAAGUACGGCCUCAUUCGCCUCAUCAGCACGAAGGCAGAUCUGUGUGACCAGAUCGAGAACGUCGACCUCGAGUGCCCUAUUGAGAAGGGAGCCCUUAGCAUCGUCAAGUCUGUCGAGCUUCCCAAUGAGAUUCCUUCUGGCAAGUACACUGUUCUGGCGGACGUUUACACCGCCGAUGACAAGCCCAUCACCUGUUUGACCGCGUCUGUCGUCUUUUCUCGCAGCAACAAGAAGAGCUUCUUCAGUCUCGAGCUCUAA